Magnusiomyces paraingens is the source of this 1164-nucleotide messenger RNA. RefSeq lists its product as uncharacterized. The record is from RefSeq and is a predicted model, not a curated record. The transcript has a single exon. Bases 1 to 1164 code for a protein of 387 amino acids. NCBI's taxonomy places the organism in Eukaryota, Fungi, Ascomycota, Dipodascomycetes, Dipodascales, Dipodascaceae. Gene Ontology annotation, molecular function: 2-oxoglutarate-dependent dioxygenase activity. Gene Ontology annotation, cellular component: cytoplasm.
AUGUCUGCUCUUGAUAAUAUUGAGUUUUCUGUUUAUAAUGAAGACAAAUUUCCUAAGUUUGAAAAAAAUCAGGGCCCAUCUCCAUUUUGGGAUAAGCCAACAGAAGGCCCUUCAUAUGUGAAGCCUGAAAACCGUCAAAAACCCCUUGUUCCAUCUGGGAAGUUGGAUGAGAAGUACAAUGAAGAAGCCCUUGAUUUGACUCCUCUUUUGGGUACCACUUACAGUGAUAACGUGCGACUUGUUGACCUUCUCAAGGACGAUGAUCUUAUUCGUGAUCUUGCUAUUAAGAUCUCUCAACGCGGUGUUGUUGUUUUCAAGAAGCAAGAUGACUUGACUAUUGAGCAGCAGAAAGAGCUUGUCCAAAAGCUCGGUCUCCUUUCUGGAAAACCCAAAGAAAAUGGAUUACACAUCCAUCCCAUUGCUUCCGCUGGUGGUGUUCUUGGUGAAGACGGUCUUAUUGAUCCUGAGGUUUCUUUUAUUUCUAGCAGACUCGGUGGCGAGUACAAGAAGGAACAUCGCAGUUAUCCUACUGCUUAUAACUGGCAUUCUGACAUUACAUUUGAGCCAGCUGGUGCAGACUAUUCUUCUCUAAGACUGGUUGAGCUUCCUCCUACUGGUGGCGAUACUUUCUGGGCCAACGGCUAUGCUCUUUAUGAAAAGAUUUCUCCAUCUCUUCGGGCAUACUUUGAAACUCUCACCGGCACCUAUGCCCAGCCCGAGUUCAGCAAUUGGGGAAACAAAAAGAAUUUUCAGCUUUACUCUGAUAAGCGUGGUGCACCCGAAAACAUUGGUGAUGAAUUGAUUGCAAUUCAUCCCAUUGUUAGAACCAAUCCCGUGACUGGUUGGAAGUCUCUUUUUGCUGUUGGUGCCCACUUUACUAAGAUCAACGACGUCACACCUCUUGAAUCGAAAGCUCUUAAGGAGUAUAUCUGGAACACACUGGUUCAAUCCCAUGAUAUUCAAGUUAGACACAAAUGGGAUAAGUACGACAUUGCCAUUUGGGACAACAGAUCAGCCUACCAUGCCAUUAACAAGGACGUUUUGUUCUACGAAAAUCUUAUUAGAACUGGUCUUCGAACAGUCGGCAUUGCUGAGCGCCCUUACUUGGAUCCCAACAGUAUUACUCAGACUGAAGGUCUUAAAGAAGACUCUAAAGAGAAUUAA